AUGGCACCGGACGCGUUCCCUGGGCGACGUUUCUCGGCGGAGCACUCGAUUCGAGUCGCUGCCGCUUUCAUAGGCAUUAGCUUUGUGCUAGCGUACGCGUUGCGAGAGUGGAUCCGCUCGUCGCCGAAACUGGUUCUCGCGACUGGCGUUUUGGCGUCCCUGUGGUCAGUCUACACGCUCAGUCUGUGCAGCGCCUGCCGCGUAGCGCUGUUCAGCACUGCAAACGAACGCCGUCGCACGAAGCCGCUGGGGUGGAUCGCCACCGUACUAAGUGGGGCGUUCGGAGGUCUGCUUGGUUCCCGAAUCCACGCGGUCUGCUUCACCACUUCGGUGUUGCUGUACGCGGUCUGGGUCUGGGAGCUACAGAUACCAGAGCAGUGA
This is a messenger RNA of Cyanidioschyzon merolae strain 10D, 381 nucleotides long. RefSeq lists its product as hypothetical. The transcript has a single exon. The record is from RefSeq and is a predicted model, not a curated record. NCBI's taxonomy places the organism in Eukaryota, Rhodophyta, Bangiophyceae, Cyanidiales, Cyanidiaceae. Bases 1 to 381 code for a protein of 126 amino acids.